AUGGGUGUCCAAAAGAAAACCCGCAAGUUUGCCCAGGUCAAACGGGCGAUCAAAAAGCACGAUGACCGCGCCAAGAAAGACAACAACGCCCCGAAACAAGACAAGGCCAAAGCCGACGAGGUAGUCCGGGCGAUUCCCCAAGCUCCGUCCAACAUGUUCUUCGCCGCCAACACGGCCCUCGGACCUCCCUACCAUGUGUUGGUGGAUACCAAUUUUGUCUCCCACUCUAUUCGCGCGAAGACGGAUAUGUUGAAGUCUAUGAUGGAUCUGUUAUAUGCCAAGUGUAUCCCGACGUUUACGGAUUGUACUAUUGCGGAAUUGGAGAAACUGGGCGAUAAGUUCCGGUUGGCGCUGAGGGUGGCUAAGGAUCCGAGAUGGGCGCGCGUGCGGUGUGACCAUCCCGGAACUUAUGCUGAUGACUGUUUGGUUGAUCGGAUCCAAAAACACAGAAUCUACAUCGUGGCGACAAACGAUAAGGACCUGGUUCGCCGAAUUCGCAAGAUUCCCGGUGUGCCGAUUAUGAAGGUCGCCAGAGCGAAAUACGUGAUUGAGAGGCUGCCUGACCACUUUGACGCCGGAGUAAUCGGCCUCACAACCGCCCUCCGCAUCCAAGAAACCCUGAACCGUAACCAAUCCAUCCAACUCAUAGCCCGCGACUUCCCCAACACCACAUCCCUAAACUACGCCUCUCCCUGGGCCGGCGCGCACUACCGCCCCGUCCCCGGUUCAACACCCCAAGCCCUCCGCGAAGAAACCCAAGCCAAACAAACCUACACUUACCUCAAAGACCUAGCAACACGCGACCCUUCCUCAGGCAUAGCCAUCGUCGAAGGAAUCGAGCACCUCGAGAAUCCACCGGCCGAAUAUCUCGACGAAAAGAGCAUCCAAGAAUGUUACGGCCAUCUGGACGGGUUCAGGAUUCUAGGGAAGGAGGAAUAUCCUAAGGAUGUGAAAUGGGGAGCUCGAUAUGAGACUGUCGUGAUUAAUUCGCCGGUGUAUUGUGCGUAUCUUCUAAGAAAGUUUGUGUUGGGUGGUGGAGUUACGAGGGAAUAUACGGUGAUUGAUCCCCUGGAGGCGUUUUCUUUGGCUCCGAAUGUGAGGACGGUGGUUAAUUGUUCGGGGUUGGGGUUUGGGGAUGGGAGGUCGUUUAUUAUUCGCGGGCAAACGUGUCUCGUCCGGAACCCUUGCAGUCAGACGGUGACGAGGCAGAAUGCCGAUGGGUCUUGGUCGUUUUGUAUCCCGCGGCCGUUGUCUGGGGGCACCAUUAUUGGGGGCACGAAGCAACCGCGCGAUUAUGAUCCCACUCCGUCGGCGGAAACGAGAGAGAAGUUACUUGCCAAUGCGGCCAAGUGGUUCCCGUUUGCGACGGGGAGUGAGGGCAAGUUUGAUGUCAUUCGGGAUAUUGUGGGUAGGAGACCGGCUCGAGAAGGUGGAAUGAGAGUGGAGGCGGAGAAAGUUGGGGAUGGUCGGUGUGUGGUCCAUGCUUAUGGGGCGGGAGGGAGAGGCUUCGAGUUAUCAUACGGCGUGGCGGGGGAUGUGGUGAAGUUGAUGGUGGGCAAUAAGUUGGUUGGUGAGAGGGCUUCGUUGUAG
Molecule: messenger RNA, 1590 nt
Organism: Aspergillus pseudotamarii
Lineage: Eukaryota; Fungi; Ascomycota; Eurotiomycetes; Eurotiales; Aspergillaceae
Product: Fcf1-domain-containing protein
Exons: 6
Coding region: 1-1590 (529 amino acids)
Cellular component (GO): small-subunit processome
Molecular function (GO): FAD binding; D-amino-acid oxidase activity
Source: RefSeq, a predicted model, not a curated record